UUAUUUUGUCUCCUGGAGCAACGUGGAUAGCUGGAUACAAUGUUGUUGUCAGAACUGAGAGUAACAAGUGUUUACAAUGAGCUCCAGAAAUAAAGGUUCUAGGGUAGAAAGGGAGACAUCAUCAUCAUGUGUGUUUUUUACAUUUGUGUUGUGUAUAGCAGUACUGUGGAGCUUACGCCGCUGGUGGAACAACACGCCUCAUUUCCAUUCUACUGCUGUCAGUCGAAGGAGAAAAUUUACCCGGGAUCCAGCAGAUGGAAGGCGCCCACCACCUCUUCCCGUUGCAAUAAGGGAUCGAUUGCAGAAGGGAGGAAAAUCGGAUUAUUUCCUUGUGAUGCCAGGUAGCAGGCGAAAUGUAACAAGACCGUCUUCUGGGCGACCGCCAGCUCUGCCGUUAGGCCUUCCGUCCUGCGAUGACGUGCAGAAAUCUAGGGAUGUUGAUUCUGACAGCGAAUCAGGGAAAAAGGAGACAAAAGUGCGGUCACAUCAUAAUUUGUAUAGGGGAGCAAUUGGAAGCAUACGACUCUAUCUCAUUGAGCAACCACUUCACUUCUGCAUGGAUGGACUUUCAUUCAGAGCAAGACAGAAUGGAUCUCCAGGACAAUACGGAGAAAAUACUUCAUCGAGGUUAAUAGUUCCAAAACACAUUCCAGUUCCAAGCAUACCUCAAGAUGGAAGUAUGAUAUUUGAAAUGCUGAUGUUUAUUUUCACGGUGGUCUCAUCAUUUUUACAGUUCCUCCACUUGUAUCGAACAGUUUGGUGGCUGCCACAAUCGCAUACAAAGUAUACUAUGAACUUCUAUCUUAUUGAUCCAUACCUGGUAGGAUUUAUUGUUACCAUUUUGGGUCGACGCCUUGUAUAUUGUGCCUUAACUCAUUUUGUGAUAACUUGGUGCCCAGCACAGCUGUGGCCCUUAGUGCAACAGCUUCUCAGGUUAAUUCUGUUAUGCCUGGUGAUGUCUUCCCUGGUUUGGUCUGCAUACCACAUUUUGCAAAAUCAUCCAAUAGUAAAUAUUUUCUAUUUAUGCUAUCCGAUUUCUGUUUAUUUUAUCCUGUUUGGGCUCAGCAUAAGCCCAUUUUUUGAUGUUACCUCAUUAUCUGCGGUAUCAAAAGAGGAAUGCAAAGGACGUCCAAUUGUAGGGAAGCCAAUGCAUAGUUGUUCAAUGUCACCAUACAUAAUAAGGGAUGAAAUAGAAGCACUGAAGACUGAUUUUAAUAAUAGAAUGAAACAAGUGCUGUUUAGCUCUGUACUUAAUGCCUAUUAUGCAGGAUUUGUGCCUUGUUGCUUUGCCCAGAGUUUCCUUUAUUACGAUGUCUACUGGGCAACACAGCAUCUAGCAUUUGUUUGGCUUGGGUGCUUUAUGAUGUAUAUUGUACAUUGCUAUCCAGUGAGAUACUGUGAUAUUCUGCAUCGUGCAGCCUUGCACCUGGGAUGCUGGUCGAGGAUUGAAGGGAGAUCUACUCAUGUACCAACACACGUAUGGGCCGAGUCAACAGUGUGGCAUCAUGGGGCAUUGGUGAAACACUGCAAAGAAAUCUACAGAGCUGAUGGAAUAUCAAAUGCAGCGGAACCAGGAAACCAGACACAUGCAAGGUUCUAUGCCAUAUUCAACAACCCAUCUGUUCUUCUAUGCAUCCUGUUGGGACUUCAGCUACUCCUUAUUGCAAUACAACUUAUGGUGUUAAUUAGGUGUUCAGAAUGGUACCAAGUUAUGUCACUUGCACUUUUGUUAUUUGCAAAUUACUAUUCUCUUUUCAAACUGGCAAGAGACUAUUUUGUAUGUUGGAAAGUUUACAAGGCUGAACAAAUGAUACAGGAUAAAUUAGGAAGUUGACGUUUGUCAACAGAACCAUCUCAUAACGAUCUCAUGCUUCCUUUAGAAAAUUGUAUUUCUAUCACCUUUUACAUUGUGAGGUGUUUAACAACAGACAACACUAUUUUUAUAAAAAAUAUAUUAUUCCUAUGGAAUAAGAAAAUUAUACUGAUGUGUUAUGUAAACACAGCCUUUUAAUACAAACAUGUAAUGUAAAACUACAAGCAAUAACUUAGCACUGCCUGAAAUGAACGCCUCCAUGUUAAUCCUUUGGAUAGAUAGCUUUUAAGUUUGGCCCUGGUAUGUACUGUGCUCCAUCAAAAUACUCAAAUUUACCGUCAACAUCUGCAUUCUGUAUCUGCAAGAGAUAAAGAUUUUGCAGUAUUAGUCAAGAAAGUGGAAAACUUAAAAUACUUAAUCUAACAUUCUCUAUGUACAAUUCAGCAAAGUGCACAGGUUCAGUUCAACACAGACCAUACAACUUUGGAUUGCAUGGUCUGUCUUACCAAGACAUACACCAAGUUUCAAUUUUACCUCUAACAUUUUAACAUCACAGUAUUUGUAAUAUACUGCUAUAGCAUGUGUUGGUAAAUUUACUGACACUGUAAAUAUUGUUACAUAGAAAUAAAACACUAUUUGUGGAUUUUUAAGAAAUCUCACGCAUGUUACAAAUUUCAGUAUUCUAAAGAAUUUAUCACCAAUCACCUGCUGCCAUGCAUCAGUAUUAUUUAUGAAAAUGAUUUUAUGGGUAAGAGUCAUAUUUACCCAAUUCAACAAAACACGUUAUUCUGGACACCUGAGAUUAUUACCAACAGUCAGUCACUGCAAAAUGAGAGAGAGCACGCCUACUGACAUACUGUCAAGUCACAAAAAAUGCACUCUUUCAUAGACUUUCAACCUACAAUCCUUACACAUGACAAAGCCAUAAUUGUCUGCAAGCUCUGCACUAUUUGUAUUAAGAUUUUUCUCUCCAUUUCUUUACACUGACAAACUACAAUAUCAUUUAUUUCAAGUAAGCUAAUAGUAGUAUCUUAUAGCUUGUCAUGCAUUCAUUGCAUUGUCUUAAAUUAAUUCAUUUGCUACAGAUGCAUUCCAUGGAUUGAAGUACUUUCUGUGAUAUAUUAUUAAUGUCGAAAUAUUAAUUGAGCAAUACAUGUGAAGUACGCAUGAUUUUAUCUGGUCAUUACAAAGAUUACACUGCUUAAAAAUAUGUGAAUGAGUCAAGAAAAAAUAAUCACAUUUACAAAAUUAAGUGUAAAUGAGGUGAAAGCUCAAAAGGUAAUACAGAAGAACAUGGAAAUAAUGUAUGAAGGCGUACUGAAAAGCAAUGCCUCCAAUUUUUUUUUUAUGGGAGAACUCUUAAAGCUUUAUAAAUAAAACACAGUAUUAACAUUCUACAUAUUUAUUUCUCAACACAGUCAUCCUGAAAAUGAACAUUUCUGCCAACGAGAGACCAGUUUGCUUAUACAAUAAGUGUAGACCAGUGGUCGUCAAACUGCGGCCCAGAUCAUGUUUUCAUGUGGCCAGCGACCCUCCUCAGCUUUGCACAGGUAGCAUUAGUUAUCAACUUGUCUGGCAUAGCAGCGUUUUGUUUACGAAAACUGCGUAGAGUUUUGAUUAAAGUUGGGGUAGUAAUUAGACAACUGAAAACCAUCCACCACUUUCAUGUAACGCCACUUAUCAGUGUUCCGCAGCGCUAAAGGCGUGAGUGGCCUGCUAGCCAACAAUGUGAGCCGUGCAUAAAACGCACCAUGCAUGCCCACGGCUGCUCGUUUGUUGGCGGCGGGCUUGUCCUGCAGCCGCCUCAUUGUUAGCUUUGUCGUGUCAGUCGUGAACUAUGUUUCGGUGCCCCCUGAGCGUUCGUCGCAUAUUGAAUGUAUUUGUGCUCAUAUUUGGUGAUAUAAUUAUUAGUGCAAUAAAUAAUGUCUGAUGUACCCUCAAGAACAGUGACUAAGAGGAAAAUAUGGGAAGAAGAGUUUUGCUUUAUAAGUGGACACAAAGAAGGUACUGCUGCUUGCUUAAUAUGCCAGGAUACGAUUGUGGAACUGAAGAGAGAAAAUUUAUUUCACCACUACACAAGUAAGCAAAAUUCAUUUACAGUAGCUUUUCCUUUGAAUUCAAAAGAAAGAAAGAAAGGAAAAAAUUGCUCAUCUAAAAUCUAUCAUUCGUCAUCAACAAAAUGUUAUGUUAACAGCAGUUGGUCAAAGUGAGCCUGUCACAAGAGUAUCAUACCAAGAACGUAGUAGUCUGGCAAAAAAUAUGAAAGCUUUCACUGAUGCUGAAUUAGUGAAGCAAUGUAUGAGGACUGUCUCUGAAACUUUGUUUCAAAAUUUCUCCAACAGUAAACAAAUAUCAGCUGAAAUAAAUAAGCUCACACUUUCAGAAUCUACCUGUCAAUGUCAUAUUGAAGAUAUUUCAAAAUAUGUGUUUGAGGCAGUAAUUAAUAAAGUCAAACUAUGCAAAUAGCACAUGUGAUUCCAGUACAGAUUUCACUUUGAUGGCUCAGUUUUCAUUAUUUGUGUGUUAUUGCACAAAUGAUGGGGUAAUAGAGGAAGAUUUUUUAGCAAUUAUAGCCAUGAAAGGUCACACAAAAGGAUGUGACUUUGUGUAUGCAAUUAAAGAAUUUGUAAAAAAGAAAGACUUAUCUAUGAGCAAAUUAUUAUCAGUAUGUACAGAUGGUUGUCCAUCAAUGACGGGCGUUAAACAAGGGUUUGAUAGCACUGAUUGAGGAGGAAUGGAAUUUGCCAAAUUUACUCUCCAUUCACUGCUUACUGCAUCAAGAAAGUUCGGCAUGUCAAAUUUCAAAUACCCAAUUGAAGAAUGUUAUGCAAACAGUUAUAAGUGUUAUAAAUUUCAUUCGUCCCUGGAACUUAAUCACCGAGAAUUUAAAGAAAUUCUGCAGGAAUUGCAAGUUUGUUACAGAGAUGUUCUCCUACAUACUGCUGUCAAAUGGCUAAGCAAAGGAAAAGUGCUGGAGCGGUUUGUCAAUUUGAAAUCUGAAAUUAUUUUAUUCUUACAACAAAGUGGCAAAAAUUAUCUGGAACUUGAUGAUGAUGAAUGGUGGACACUUAAAGCUUUUUUGGACCGAUAUUACACAAAAAUUCAACACACUUAACUUGAAAUUACAAGGACCAAACAAGAUAAUUGGGCAAAUGACUAACAAAAUAUUUGCAUUUGAAGCCAAACUGCAAUUAUAUAUAAAUGAACUUGAAGUAAAAGAUCUGUCUAAUUUUGCAACUGUUCCUAUGCUCCGAUCAGGCUUAACUAUCAGAUGUUAGAAAUAUUCGAAGCUGUUUCAUUCUCAUAGAGAACCCUUGGCAUGUUGGACAUGAUCAUCUCAAAUUAUUCUGCAAAUUUAGAUUUCCUACAACUAAUUUGCUAAAUGAAAUAAUCGAACUUCAGCAUGACACACAACUUAAAAGCUCUGUUUAUAGAACAUCAUGAAACACAACAGUACACUGAAUUUUGGAAAUGUGUACCUAACAAUUAUAAAAAUUUACGAGACUGUGCACAGUUCAUUUUCACACUAUUUCCUUCAACUUACCUUUGUGAAGCUUCAUUUUCAAAAAUGAAGUACCUGAAAAAUAAACAUUGUAAUCGGUUGUCCAAUCAUUUAGAAGACGCAAUGAGGAUUGCAUGCAGCCCACACAAUGCAGAUAUAGACGACAUAGCCAAAAAAGUCCAACAUCACAAGUCACAGUAAUGGAAAAUUAUAUAUUUGUAUUUAUGUUUGUUUUGCAAUUAUAAUGUAUAAAAACCAGACUCAAUAAGAGACCUGUAGCUUUCUUAUAUAGCCUAUUGCAUGUGCAGUGCAUCUGCCUUUUUCUUAUUUUUUAAAUUUAUUUCUUUCUACAUUUUUUGAAAGUUUGAGAUUAAUGGAAUUAUAAUAAAGUUUUUG
Schistocerca piceifrons (Central American locust) is the source of this 5711-nucleotide messenger RNA. Its product is annotated as transmembrane protein 39A. The record is from RefSeq and is a predicted model, not a curated record. NCBI's taxonomy places the organism in Eukaryota, Metazoa, Arthropoda, Insecta, Orthoptera, Acrididae. The coding region runs from base 77 to 1834 and encodes 585 amino acids. Gene Ontology annotation, cellular component: membrane. The transcript is spliced from 13 exons.